Sitodiplosis mosellana (orange wheat blossom midge) is the source of this 5382-nucleotide messenger RNA. RefSeq lists its product as uncharacterized. Bases 1971 to 4898 code for a protein of 975 amino acids. The transcript is spliced from 8 exons. Lineage: Eukaryota; Metazoa; Arthropoda; Insecta; Diptera; Cecidomyiidae. Gene Ontology annotation, cellular component: plasma membrane. The record is from RefSeq and is a predicted model, not a curated record.
CGGAAAUGUUGACAAGAGGCCAGGAUCCAAAGUUGAAAAGAAUAACAUGCAUUCUGCAAACAGAUUUCGCUUUGAUUUUUACUCAUUUGGCGGUGCUCACGCUAUCCAGUUGGUGCUAAAAAUGUUUUCAAUUUGCGAAAAGCCAAUGUUUUAUUUUGUUGUUGUUUGUGUUUGCUGAAAUAAUGUUGGAGAUCGGUAUUUACAAAAAAAAAGAGAAAACAAAAAUUACUUGUGUAACAAACUUUCGAUAAAAAUUAAAAAAAAAAACUCGAUCAAAAUGUACAGUAGUUUCGAAUUGUUCGUUAAUUUUUAGUGAUUUCGACGAUUGUGUGUGUUUUUUUGCGGGAAAAAAUUGUUUGUGUGGAAUUUGGUGUACGGACAUAUUUCGGAAGUGUGACUUUGCCAUUGCAAACGAUAGCAUAAAAAAACGGCAAAUGAAUGUUAACGACAGAAACAGAACAAAUAAACAGAACUCAAAAUUUAUUUGAAAUAGCUGAAAGCAUUCGUCUGAGUCGUAGCAUCAUUUUGCGUACAUUUCCCAUAACGCACAUAUGCACAUGCACACACAUACACCGUGUGAGUGUCAAAAACAUACAAACGCAUAAUUUUGCACAUGUAAUUCCACGCGCGUCGUAUCUGUUUGAACGGGUUUCGCGCGGGAGCUAGAUAUUGUUGCACAUUCCAGCGAUACAAUCGAAUUGACUAUAACGAAAUUAUUCCAAUUUCAUUGCAACGUAGUCACUUUAAAUGAAAACACACGCUCGUUUGCACGCUGUCCGUGGUCUGGCCGUUUGAAUAUUUUUUUUUUGUCUUCUGUUCGUUUGUUGCUGAAAUCACCAAAGCCAGCAAUUCGAUAAUCGGAUUAUUGUGUAAUUCAUUCUUGCAUUAGAAUUAGCGAAAAGCUAAAUUAUUUGCAGAGGAAACAAACCCGAAAGAAGAGCAGCAAAUCCUAUGAUUUCUCAAUCAAAACCAUCACACGCAUUUGAACGUGUUAGAAGUGCUUUAUUCAUUUACUAAAUUGGUUGUGUCUUCAUAAAUAUUGAAGCUGAAAAUAAACAGGAGGAGUGUAACAGAAAACUUUAAUCAAAUCGACUAGAAAGAGGCGUUCAAAUUUGAAAAAGGCCAACAUCAUUCAGAACACUUAACACGCCGAAAUUGGUGAUGAUAACUAAAUUUCGGGUCAAUUUUAUUCGCUACCGCUAUUGUUGCUGCUGAACUGACUGAAAAUUGUUACAAUACACACAGAAAAAAUCGUGUGUUUUGAGAGCCAUUACACGCAAAGAUUGGGUUCCGUGCUCACUCGCUCGCUCACUCGUUCGUUCGAUGUCUAGAGAUCAUUUCUCGGCGGUCCGAUUUAUUAUUUUGUCACAGUCUGUUCAUUCGAUUAAACACAGCAUCAAGUGCAAACCAUACAAAUGAAUUUCUUCCGUUUGUUGCUUGGUUAAUAGCAGCUGAUGAUUGUGUAUAUGUUGAAAUGUGAUACAAAGACAGAAUGUGUACAGCACCAAGUGAUGAAUAAUUGGUCUAUCGUCGGGUGUACGCGCUGUGUAUUUGAUGUGUGAGCUGUGUAUGCGCUCCCAUCCCAGAAAAAGUGUUGUGUGUUGUGUGUAGACAGUAAAUGUAUGCGCUUUUAUUUUUCUUGCUGGCAGUUUCAUACGUUUCAACAACGAAGGUUGAAAAUACCAAAUAAAAAACCAAAAAUUUUAAGGUAUAUGUUCAUAACGGUCAUUGAUAUAGUUACAAGUUCAACGAAUUUUGAUGCAUUUACCUAUUUACCGAUAAACAUUAUAUAUAACCAAGGAUAUUAAAAUUAAAACAAACAAAAACGGCGUGUGCAAUAGUGUUGUGUUCAAACGAAUUGAAGAAAGAUUUCAAAAUACAAGUGAUCGGCCAAUUGUGCAGAUUCCGUAGUUGUUUAUUGUUCAAUUGUUCAAAUACUCGAUUUUAACUUUCAACUGCAAGAUUGCACCAUGAAUGCUUCAAUGUCAUUUCAAGAAAUAGUGGUGUCAUCAUCAUCACCACUGUCGUCGUCGUCGUCAUCGACAGGAGCAUCAUCAGCAACAACACCACCGACUGUGAUGAGUUGCAUGCUUCGAUGGCUGUUUGGUGGCAAUAGUCAGAAAGUCAGCACUUUGAGGAAAACUCAACACAAACAUUUGUACUGGAUUUUAAUUAGCUUAAACAUUUUUAUUGCUCUGGCGUACUGUGAUGACGAUAUUAUAGCACCAUCGACACAGUCAUUCCCACAGAAAAGGAGCGGAGUGCUCAGUGGUACGGCCGCACGAGAGGGUAGUGUGCUCGAUGUUAAAGACCAUUGCAAUAAAACGGUGGAAAUUUACGAGGAUGUUUCGUCGCCGGACCUUACAAAUGCCAAUCGAAAUCGACCGUUAUUGUGUACAUACCGAUUUCGAAGCUUUCGCGGUGCACCACGUGACUGGGUGCUACGCAUUCGAUUCAAAAAGUUCAAAGUUGGAAACAUUUUAAAUGCAACACACUGCGAUGGCGGAUAUUUGCAGAUUGUGGAUGGAAAUGCCAAAACAGAUGUAUCGAAUCGUCGUGAGCCGGGCAUGUUUUGCGGCGAAGCAGAACAACCUCAAACGUUCAUUAGCGAAACGAGCUACGUAAAAAUCAUAUUUUUUGCCGAGAACUAUACGGAUCAGACCUACUUUUCGUUCGAUUCACGGGCCGAACAACAAAUGGAGGUGUAUUUACGAUACGGCCAACAUCCGGAACUGUAUCCAAAUCGACGCGGUGAAGUGGUUCAAGGUUCGUAUUGCGAGCGAGAAUUUCGGGAUUGUCGUCUUCAAACGUGCUACGUGCAAUCGCCAGCCUAUCCCGGCCUUUACCCGAGGGCUCUGAACUGCCGAUAUCGCUUGCAUACGCGCCAGCCUUUCAUUAAAUUGUAUUUGCAAAACGAACACUUUUCUGUCGAUGGUCAACGAUGCGAAAAUAUUAUGACAUGUCCGAUGCGCGAAAUUGGUUCUGGCUCCAAUCAUUGUCCGUACGAUUGGUUGGCCGUUUACGAUGGCCGAGAUGAGCAUGCACCAUUGAUUGGUAAAUUCUGUGGCGUUGGCAAGUUUCCAUACAGCAUCAUCGGCACAUCACAGCAUAUGUUUGUGGAAUUUGUAUCAUCUCCGGCGGGACCCUUGUUGAAUACGGGAUUUCAUUUUAACGUUGGCAACUGGCCGGGUCAUGUUGAUACUGCUGGCAGUCGGACAGGUGCAUGCGAUUGGAUGCUCAGUUCGGAAGCUCUGAAGGACUCGAAUGCGUCAGAGGGAAUAUUUUUAAGCAUCGCUCAUUGGUACCCACCGAAUACAACAUGCAGCUACCACAUUCAAGGAAACGAAGGCGAAGUCGUCCGUUUGUACUUCCCAAGCUUUCGAAUUAAUCGAAUCGAGGCACCAAUCGUUAAAAUCGAUAUGGAUUGUGCUGAGUCGCUGACAAUUUACGACUCAAACCGAGCUGAUCCAGCACGUAUCAUCAAAACAUUUUGUGACACAUUCUCACGGCCAAUGGAAAAGAUUGACUUUGUCAGCACCGGUCGUUCGUUGUAUGUACGUUUCGAUAGCAAAACCGGAAGCUAUAGCGGUAGUUCAUUGUAUUACUGGGCACACUAUGAUUUCUUCAAUAACACCAAGUUUGGCGAACCCAUUCCGAAUACCAUUUGUGAUGAAGUGUUUUAUGCAUGGAAACAUUCACAUGGUCACGUUCGUUCGCCGUUGAAUACGUUGAUUUUUAAACGAGCCACCGGCACCGAUCUACGCUGUCAAUAUAAAUUUAUAACCGAUAAACGGUUGUAUGCCCGCGUGCUCAUUGAAGUAACAUCGGUGACAUUCAAAGAUCUACCGUAUAACAUGAAUACAUGCACUCGUUGCCACGAAGAACGUGUUGAUAAGCUCAUCAUUUGGGAGGAACGGGAGAAAGCACAAGAGCCAUUGGCCUGCUUUUGUGAUGACAUCCCUCGAGCGGUGCGCAUCAUUUCGUCCGGCGAACAAAUGAACUUGGAAAUGAUUGUGCAAGGCCAACAUUCACAGAAUAGUUACUUUAAAAAUCAAAGCCCAUUGUUUCAAGCGAAUUAUGAGUUUGCGCAUGGGCCAAUGUGCGGACCGAUUACGCUUGGGCCAUCGGCAGAUGGUGAACUAUCGUUUCCUUUCCGCAACAAAGUGAAUUACUAUCAGCCGACGGCGGAUCAUCCAAAGCGGGAAAAGUGUAUUUGGGAACUGAAAGUGGCUGGCGAACGUGAUUUAUGGAUGCAUUUGGACAAAGCUGAAUUUACUGACAAAUCAUGCGAAAUGGCUCGCAUUGAGGUCUAUCUAGCCGGUAGACUUGAACCACGCUUUGUCAUUUGCCCGGAAAAUGUCAGCUUAGCGCAUGGUUUACCAAUUUUGUCGGCAGCCGAAUUGGGCGCUCUCGAUAAUGACAAUGAACCAUUACCUGUUGUGAUUCAAUACACCGGCGACAGUACGCCCGGUCGAAAUUCAUUCCGAUUGCUGUGGACUGAACUUUUUCAUCUGCCUCGUAAUUCCGAUGGCAAUUUGGCGCGUUCUUAUCUAAAGGAUUCCGAUUGCGAUUUCAAAUGCCCAGGCAACACAACCGUUUGUAUUCCCAAACAUUUGGUGUGCAAUGGCAUUUUGAAUUGUCCAAAUGUUACAAUGACUUCGACACUCGAAACGCUACAGCAAAAUGUUCGUGACAAUCUCAAAAUGAUGGAUAUUAUCGAUGAAAAUUUACUGAAACAUGGUCGGUAUUUAACCGACGAAGAUCCAGCCAUUUGCAAUCGAGGCAAAGAACUUGAAGUACCUUAUGUGAAACUACUGUUCAUCGCAGCCGGAUUGAGUUUGUUCUUUACCGUUAUGUUAGCAUUGGUUUGCCGAUACUGCUGCUGUCGAAAAAACUAAACACAUACCAUGAACAAUAACAAAAAAAAACGGAAACAGCCUAGAAAAUCCACUGAAAUGUUGUCGAUUUAAAUUCUUUGCCGAUUUUCAAGGAAUGUUGGAAAAACGAUGUUAUUUUUCUUGGGUAUAUUUGCAUUUGAUAGUAUAUAGGUUCAUCGUGAAUUAAACUUCAAGUCAUGUUGAAUAAAAUUGAGAAGAAGAAGAAGAUUCGACAGCAUUUGUUCUGGAAAGCAAUAGUUAAUGAUGAUGAGAGUCGGAAAAUCAAAAUUCCUAAAUAGUAAUGAGACACGCAAUUUCACAUAAUAAAACCAAAAUAAGAAUGUAACAGACCAAGACGAUGAUAAGUGAGAGAGAGAGAGAGAGAAACAAAAAUCAAGAAAGCAGACAACAACAAAUAAUAGCAAAUUGUAUUUUAAUACCUGAAAACUGAUUUUAAAAAAAUAGCAGAAUAAAGCAACAAAAUUGAAUAAAACGAUUUGAAAAA